Molecule: messenger RNA, 1285 nt
Organism: Pararge aegeria (speckled wood butterfly)
Lineage: Eukaryota; Metazoa; Arthropoda; Insecta; Lepidoptera; Nymphalidae
Product: sorbitol dehydrogenase-like
Exons: 8
Coding region: 70-1152 (360 amino acids)
Biological process (GO): D-sorbitol catabolic process
Molecular function (GO): L-iditol 2-dehydrogenase (NAD+) activity; zinc ion binding
Source: RefSeq, a predicted model, not a curated record
CAAUUCCAAAGAGCAUAUAAACCCGACGCUGGAAGCAAUCAUGUCAGUGUUUCUAGGUGGAGGUAAACGAUGGCACAAGAUAACCUGGGAGCUGUUUUGUACAAAACAAAAGAUUUACGAUUGGAACAAACACCAAUCCCAGUAAUAGAAGAUGAUGAGGUACUCUUGCGCAUGGACUGUGUGGGCAUUUGCGGCUCGGACGUGCACUUCUGGCAAAACGGCUCGUGCGGAAACUUUGUGGUCAGAGCGCCCAUGAUCAUGGGUCAUGAGGCUUCUGGGGUCGUCGCCAAGUUGGGAGCCAAAGUAAAGAACCUGAAGGUGGGUGACCGUGUGGCGAUUGAGCCGGGCAAGCCAUGUCGCUACUGCGAGUUCUGCAAGACGGGCCGCUACCACCUGUGUCCUGAGAUGCAGUUCUGCGCUGCGCCGCCCACGCACGGCAACCUGGUGCGGUACUACAAACACCCGGGCGACUUCUGCUACAAAUUGCCAGACCAUGUGUCAAUGGAGGAAGGUGCUCUACUGGAGCCACUUUCAGUAGGCAUACAUGCGUGUCGGCGUGGCGGAGUGACUGGUGGAGACGUGGUACUGGUGCUUGGUGCCGGGCCGAUUGGCCUGGUCACUUUAUUGGCCGCCAAGGCCAUGGGAGCAAGCAAGGUUCUCAUCACAGAUAUCCUUCAAGCUCGAUUAGACGUAGCCAAGGAAUUGGGUGCAGAUUUCACUCUCCUAGUCUCCCGGGACUCUCAAGAAGCAGAUUUAGUUAGAAAGGUCCACGAACUACUCGGAGGUCACCCGAAUAUUUCCUUUGAUGCCAGCGGGGCAGAGUCCACUGUGCGAUUGGCUUUAUUGGCGACCAAGUCUGGUGGCGUAGCAGUUCUGGUGGGAAUGGGCAGUGCCGAGCUCAAGGUGCCGCUGGCGGGCGCGGUGGCCAGGGAGGUGGACAUCCGUGGCAUCUUCCGAUAUGUUAACGAGUACCCCAUCGCGCUGGCCAUGGUGGCGAGCGGCAAGGUCAACGUGCGGCCGCUGGUGACGCACCACUUCGGCCUGGAGCAGAGCCUGGAGGCCUACGAGGUGGCGCGGCGCGGGCUCGGCAUCAAGGUCAUGAUCCACGUGCAGCCCAGGGACGCCAACAACACGCACAAGUUCACCAAAUAACGAAGACGAUAGAGUUAUAACAACUAACGUUUGUAGCAGAAGUAGCCACAAUGAAAUUUGAUUGUUACCAUAAAUUUUUGAACCUAAGCCAUACUUUUGUAUACAUUAAAUAAAACUUUUUUAAUAAUAACUA